Molecule: messenger RNA, 6273 nt
Organism: Closterium sp. Naga37s-1
Lineage: Eukaryota; Viridiplantae; Streptophyta; Zygnematophyceae; Desmidiales; Closteriaceae
Source: the annotation of a GenBank genome assembly
AUGCCGGUGUACAAAAUAUGUUCAAUACCCGUGUCGUUUCCAUACGAGGCGUAUGAGUGCCAGAUUGUGUACAUGACUCAAGUCAUGCAGUCUCUCCUUCAGGGCGGAAACGGGCUGCUGGAAUCGCCGACGGGGACGGGGAAGACGCUCUGCCUGCUCUGCGCGUCCUUGGCGUGGCAGGCGAACCUCAUUCGCGCAAAGAAGCGCCGGGAAGCGCAGCAGCGGAAAGCCGUGCGCGAGGGGCGGGGGACAGUGCGCCAACCAAGUCAGGAGGCGGAAGACGGGGGAUACGCAGCAGUGCGCACGUCGCAGGGGUCGCACGAAUCGUCGCAGGGCUCGCAGGGGAUGGGGUCCCAGGGACUAGGGUCGCAGAGGAUGGGGAAGCAGCAAGGAGCCGCGGGGAUGGGAGGCGGGGAACACGGCGGGGGGAUCCAGAAGGGGGGGAACGGGGGGCCGCGGAACGGUUUCCCAGGGGGAAGUGGCGGAGUAUGUCAAGCGGCGGAGGAAGACGGCCUGGGCGGAGAGGAAGAGGAGCGCAUCCCGACGAUUAUCUAUGCGUCGCGCACACAUGCGCAGCUGCAGCAAGUGGUGCGAGAGCUGAAAGCGACCACGUACCGGCCACGCAUGUGCAUUCUGGGGUCACGAGAGCACACGUGCGUGCACAGGAAGGUGGGCAAGCUGAAGGGCAAGGCGCAGAACCACACGUGCAGGCAGCUGGUCAAACGCCGCAAGUGCCACCACAACCUCAUGGCCGCAGACUAUGUAAGGAUGAACCCACAGAAGGCAUCAGAGCCGCAUGACAUUGAAGACCUCGUGAAGCUGGGCCAGAUGGAAGGACCCUGCCCCUACUAUGUCUCACGAGGCUUCCUGGAAAAAGCGGAGAUCAUCUUCAUGCCGUACAACUACGUGCUGGACCAGGAUUAUCGCAAGAACCUCAAAGUGCUCGAGAUGAAAGGAGCCGUGCUCAUAUUUGACGAGGCGCACAACCUGGAACGCCUGCUAGCAGAUCAAGCCUCUGUGCAGCUCUCCACGUCACUCCUCUCCGCCUGUGCAGCCGAAGCCGCCAAAUGUGCCGCCAUUGCCACUGCCCGCCUUGCCUUUCCACCCUCCAGCAGCCAAUUUUCGGAGGGGGGUGAUGGGGGAAUGGGCGGCGGCGGUGGGAAAGGGGGACGGGGAGGAAGAGGGGGGCGAGGAAGGGGAAGAGGAGGCGGAAGGGGAGGGGGAAGGGGAGGGGACGUGAUGGUGGGAGGGAUUGGUUAUGGGGAUGUUGGAGGAGGAAGAGGAGGAGGAGGAAGAGGAGGGGGAGGAGGAGAAGGGGGAGGGGUAGUGGGGGAAGUGCAGCCGGACACAUUCAGCAUUCUGCAGGGUCUGCUGCUGGCCAUAGAGAGAAAGCUCCUUGACUUCCCCAUGCACAGCUUCGUCCAUGGCUUCGCUGUUGCUGCCCGCACUGCUGGUGCAGCUGCUGGCGGAUCUGGUGCUGCCUCUGGCGCUGCUGCUGCAGGGGGCAUGGGUGCUGGAGCAGGGGGGGCAGGGAGUGGAGGCGAGUGGAAGAAAGGGAAAUUGGUUGGGGGAGGCGAGGAGGUGGGGGUAGCGUUUCCAGGAAGCUACAUUUACGAGUUCCUGGCACAGCUGAACAUCAAUCAUGUGACCGUGAUGUCCCUGUUCGCCACUGUACAGCAUGCAUUGCUGCUUCUCACUGAUGAUGCUGCAGCGUUGUCACCAGGCGAAGCAGAGGCUGGUGGAGCAGCAGAGGCAGGCGGGGAGCAGAGGAAUGGGGGCACGGAGGGAGGGGCGUCAGGGCGAGGAGCAGGGAACCCGGCCAUGUCGUUCCGCCUGGAGCAGCUGUGGGCAGCUCUGCAGCUCAUCUUCCCGCCCACUGGACCCACCUCCCACGCCAAUUCCUUCAAGGUGUGCAUAACAGAGCGCAAGGUGAAGGCAAGGAGAAACGCAUCAGUGGCUGCCUCCACCCCCUCCGUGGUUCGGACGCUCAACUGGUGGUGCUUCGACCCGGGCCUUGUGAUGCAGCAGAUCAGAGUGCUGGGGGUGCGAUCCAUGCUGCUCACCAGUGGCACCCUCUCCCCUCUGCAGCCCUACGCUUCAGAGCUGAGAGUGCCCUUUCAGCAGCAGCUGGAGAACAGGCACGUGAUCAGCCAGGAGCAGGUGUGGGCGGGUGUGUUGCCUGUGGGGCCGUCAGGGGUGGCCCUCAACUCGGGCUUUAAGACGCGCUCUCAACACGACUACCUGCAAGACAUGGGCUCUGCUAUAGUCAACAUAUGCCGCAUCGUCCCGGGCGGCGUGCUUGUCUUCUUCCCCUCCUACUCAUGCAUGGACUCGUCGAUUCAAGCCUGGCAGCUUCCCCCUGCAGGGCGGCACGAUUCGGCAGCAUUAUCGGUGUGGCAGCGCAUCGGCAUGCAGAAGCAGGCAGUGGUGGAGCCACGGGACUCGGCGCUGCUUGGUGAAGCGAGGGAGGACUAUGUGCGGAAGCUAGAGGAGGAAGGUUCCAAGGGAGCUGUGCUGUUUGCCGUGUGCAGGGGCAAGGUGAGUGAGGGAAUUGACUUUGCCGACCAUCUCUCCCGCGCUGUUGUCAUCACAGGCAUCCCGUACGCACAGCAGCUCAGCCCGCAGGUGGUGCUAAAGAAGGAAUAUCUGGAUGAGCGCAUCACGGCCCACCAGCACCACCUGUACCAGCAUCCAGAGGCAUUCGCCUCCAACUGCGCCUCCAUUUCGCCAGUAUCAGGAGCGCAGUGGUACACUCUCGAUGCCAUACGAGCCGUGAACCAGGCAGUGGGGCGAGUGAUUCGCCACCGCCACGACUUUGGCUCCAUUAUCCUGCUGGACGAGAGGUUUGCAGAGCCCAAGCUCAAGGACCGUCUCUCCAUGUGGAUCCGCCCUGCUCUCAAGGUAUACAGUGGGUUCGGCGAGGCGGCAUUCUCCCUCACCAAGUUCUUCCGCAGCCAGCCCAACGGAGCCUGCCCCAAGCCAACCUGCCCAGACCCAACCGCCCCAAGCCCCACCCAUUCGCCCACCCACAUGCAUCCUGCUGCUGUCACUGCUGCUGCUGCUCCCACCACCGGCGCUUGCCCCAUGACCUCCAAGCAUGCAGCAGAAGCUGCUGCUGCUGGUCUGCCAGGAAUGGACGUUCUUCCCCCGUUUCCCACCAGCCGGUCCCUGCUAGACACAGACCCCUUGCUGGUGCCAGCAGCCAAUGAGGUGUCAGUAGCAAGGCGGCAGGGAGCAGCCACGAGGGGGAAAGAAAGCAGUGGUGAUGGGAACGAGGGUGCUGACAGAGACAGAAAUGCUGCAGGAGGCGUUGACAGGAGUCAGGCGGGUGGAGAGGUGAAGCUUGAGGGUGGCAUGGCAGGGAAGAACUCGCGAGUGCCCUCUCUCUUCUCCCCCACCAUUCCCCGCCUGCCUGUAACCUCCACCUCCUCCCUUCUCGCUGCUGCUCGUGCCCACGUGAGCACACACCAGCCUGCACCCAAUGCAAAUGUAUCAGCUAAUCUUGAGACAUCUCAAGUGCAGCAGCAGAAAGCAUCCAAGCAGCAUGAGUCAAGCACACUACUAGCAGCACCCCUGAGACCACAAGCACCCAGCACUCAACACCUACCAGCGACCCAGCAAGAACCAGCCACGCCACCCCAACCAGCCUGCAAAGCUUAUUCCACCACCAUACGAAAGUCAACCACGAAAUGCGUCUCCCCUGCCUCUCCCACCAUUGACUUGACUCAAGACUACGCACCACCCGACUCUGCUGCUUCUCCUCCCUGCUGCUCCCCUCCCGCGUCCCCUCCUCUCCCGUCUGCUACGAAUGGUGUCUCCCCUGCCUCUCCCGUUAUUGACUUGACUCAAGACUGUGAACAACCUGACCCUGCUGCUGCUGCUCCUCCCUGCUGCUCCCCGCCUGUGCCCUCUGCUUUGCCUCCCGCCUAUUUCCCUGAGGCCGAUAAAGGGAGGAGAGGGACUGGGCAGGCGGGAGGGAAGAGGAGGCGGGAUGUGGAAGCUUUGCAGGAUGGACGGGUGGCGGAUAGAAAUGGAAUGGGAAGGAGAGGAGCAGAGGGGGCGAAAGGUGACGAUGCAGAGAGGCGGAUGGAGGGUGGAGAUGCAGCGAUGAGGAUUGGAGAUGUUGAGAUGAUGAUGAACGGUGCAGAUUCAGAGAGGGAGAUGAAGGGUGGAGAUGCAGGGAAGAGGAGGGCGAGCGGGGAAGGAAGGGAGUGGAGCGAGCAGCAAACUGAAGCAGGCACUGGAUUAGCAGGUGCAGGAGAUGCAGGGCGAGAAGUAUUAGUGGGCCAUGGGGAUUGCCUGAGAGGUCCCGGCGGUUGUGGCAGCGGGGGUGCACCACCUUGGACCAGGGCUGAAACUGAACCGAUGGGGCUGCAGCGGGCUGGGGCUAAAGCUGCACCAAUGGGGCUGCAGCGGAGCAGCAGAGGAGCCUCUCAGAACGAAGACUCCUCAGCAGGUCCACGGGGUGAAUGUCUAGCACCAGAGGGGCCCCUCAGGAGCAGAGGAGUAGCAAGCUGCCAGGGGAACGGUGCAGGGAGAAGAAGAGCAGCAGAUUCGCAAGGGAAUGGUGCAGGGAGUCUUGCCACCAGGGAAGGAAACGGUGCAAAAAAAAGCUUUGCCAGGAAGGAGGAGGACAACAGGCGGGCACGCGAGUACCUGAGUGUGGUGCAAACCUCCCUGCCACUGCCGGACUUCCAAACCUUCCUCUUCCUGCUUCGGGAGUUUCGAAAAAGCCGAGCGCAGGUUCGGCAGCCCCUAGACCAGCAGCAGCAGCCCGUCGUUUCCUCUGCUUCUCAGCCAGCAGCAGCGGUGCCAGUGGGCGUUGGAGCGGUGGUGAGUGGUGGUGCAGUGUUGACCUCUCGCACUGACCUGCUGCAUUCACUGGCAUCGCUCUUUGCGGCCUCCAACCAGCUGCCGUUGCUCGCAGGGCAGGGGGAAGCAGGGAACAUGGGGAAGGAGGAGCAGGGGAAGGCGGAGGGGGAGCAGGGGCUGGGGAAGCAGGGAGAGGGGGAGCAGGGGGAAGGGGAGCGCGGGGAACGGGGGGAAUCCGGAGCGGCGGAGUGCGCGUGGGGUAUUUUUCAAGAGUCGAUGCUCGACGUUGGGUGGCAUUUUUUGUCCGUAGCGACCAACGCGUCGUGCUCCAGCAAGGACCAGGCGUUUGCAGCGGGAUACGCGGAGGGGCAGCUGACGUCACUCCCCAUGCAGCAGCAUUUCGUUAACGAAUUCGGCAAGUUAAAACGCUCCCCACGCCUGCUGCAGUACCUGCAAACGAAUCGUGCUUAUAUGGAGGAUAUGGUCGCUGCCGCCGACGCUGGUGACGUGGCAGACGAGGAUAGAACGUACUGGUGGCAGGUGGGUCUGGUGCUGGAGCAGGUGAGGGGGCUGCAUAUGGGCUUUAACGAUGCAGUCAAGCCUGAAGAGAGGCUGCAAGCCAUCGACUUUGACAUCAUGAAUCUGCACGGGGAUAUCCAGGAUCUACAGUACGUACUCGAUAUAGCGCAUGCUGCACAAGCGGACCGUGCCAGCAUUGACGCGGAUGGGAACAAUAGUGGAAGCAGAAGCGAUGGGGCCGAUGGGGGCGGCAGUGGGGGCAGCAAGGGGGGCGAGGGUGGGGAGGAAAGGCUUAUGCUCGUCUUCCCAGAUGCAUGCUCUGCCAUCAUCAAGCUACUGCCAGGCAACGCUGACCUGCUCACGGCUCAAGCCACGUGGACUCGCCUCGAGACCAUGCUUCGCAUCUACAAGUCAGUCCUGGAGUGGAUUCGCAACGUGGUGGCCAACCGGGUGGCGAGCAGCGGGCGGCAAUGGGUGGACGUAUUCUCGCGGCACAACAGCGGCACGUACAACAACCAGUGGAUGGUCGUGGAUUACAAGCUCUUUCAACCAGGCCUACCUCCCCCGGAUGACACCCUCUGGGUGCUGGAACAAUUACCAGGGCACAUUGUAGCGGAGGAUAUGAGCGCCCACCUUCGAUCUGAGGGCUACUGGGCGUCGUACAACAACCCCUCCUUCCCCGCCAUUUUCAACCUCAGUGGAUUCGCUGAUCUGGAGCGGCGCCAUGGCUCGUGGUUCUCCCACUCGCAGUGCCCCCGGGCCAAGCUGUUCCGCAGGGACCAGGGCAAGGUGCGUGCAGAACAACUUGGUUCGGGGCCAGUGCAAGAGGGGGGAGUGAUGGGGGGAUGGAUGGGUGCGUGGGUGGGCGCGUGGGUGGGCAUGUGGGCGGGCGGUUGGGCAAGUGGGUUGUUGUCACUCAUGGUAGAAGGGCAGCAGUGCUAG